AAGAUCGUCUCAUUCCGUUCUAGUGCAGUGAAGUAAAAGUGUAGUUGACGGCUCAGUGAAAAAGUAACCAAGGAGUUUCAAAUAUUGUCUCAAAUAAGAAAAAGCAAAAUGGCAGAGACUGAAACAGCCCCUCAAAUCAAUGGCAUAGAUACUAUUACGGAAGAAGAAGAAUACAACAAAACUCGUCCAGCAGAUAUUGAGGCAGAUAUGCGUGAAAUGGAGCGUCGCAAACGGGUAGAAGGCAUAAUGAAUUCUCGUCUAUUUCGCGAGGAACUUGAGCGAAUCGUAGAUAGCCAAAUGCGCGAUGGCGGAUCGUCUAACAUAUUGCAGCAACUGUCUGACAUCAUGGGAAUGCCUGCUGCUCGCGUAGGCAGUGUCUUCAAGAGUUCCAACUGUGUAGUUCCGAUCAAUGACAUCCGUGGUAUGGAAGCCAUGGGUUACGAAAAAGGAGAAAAAAUUCUUCGUUGCAAACUUGCUGCCGCAUUCAGGCUAGUGGAUCUGUAUGGCUGGUCCCAGGGUAUUAACAGUUUGAUUACCGCUCGUCUGAACGCUGACCAAGAACUGUUCCUGGUCAAUCCGUUCGGUGUUCUCAACCAUGAAAUCACGGCAUCUUCACUGAAUAAAGUGAACAUGCAGGGACAAAUUGUCGAACAAGGGACAACUAACUUUGGCAUUAACACUAGUCAAUUCACAUUGCACUCCGUGAUUCACGCUGCUAGGCCUGACGUUAGAUGUGCAAUAUACGUCGGUUGUAACUCAGUCGUUGCAAUCUCAGCUCUUAAACAAGGAUUGCUUCCACUUACUAAGGAUAGUUCUCUGCUUGGUGAAAUAUCCGUACAUACGUACACAGGAGGUCUGAAUGAACCAGAAGAAAAGGAUAAAUUACUGAGAAGCCUAGGACCUGUCUCGAAGGUUUUGUUGCUGUCGAAUCAUGGUGCGAUUUGUUGUGGUGAAACUGUCGAAGAAGCUUUUUUCGCAGUCACUCACAUAGUGGCCGCCUGCGAAGCACAGCUAAAAUUACUGCCCGUUGGUUUGGAUAAUCUGAUUAUUAUUCCAGAAGAAACACGUAAAGCUAUCUACGAUGCAUCACGAAAACCUCCAGAGGGCCUAACAUUACACGCUGUGGCCGCAGAUAAUAAGGAGCGUCCACAGACACCUAAAUGGAGAGUGGGAGGUGCUGAAUUCGAAGCCCUUAUGCGAAUGUUAGACAACGCCGGUUUCAGAACUGGUUACAUUUACAGAAACCCGUUGGUGAAAAAUGACCUUCCGAAACCGAAGAAUGAUGUCGAGGUACCACCAGCCGUCUCUUCGUUGGGUUAUCUGAUAGAAGAGGAAGAACUCUUUAAACAGGGCAUCUGGAAGAAAGGCGACUUCCGAAAAGGUGGCGACCGCUCCAGAUGGCUAAACUCACCAAAUGUUUAUCAGAAGGUAGAAGUUCUGGAAACCGGUACACCAGACCCGAAGAAAAUUACAAAGUGGAUUGAUGCAAACGUUGAUGAGUGGGUAGCGGAAGUAUCACCAACGCAUUCGUCAACGCCCGUAAAAAUCGAAAGUGCAAUGCAAUUCGUACCCCCAAAUACCAAUCCGAAAGAGUUCAAACGAAUUCAGCAGCAGGUAAGAUGAAACAAAAUUGUUGUACCGUGUA
This is a messenger RNA of Ochlerotatus camptorhynchus, 1645 nucleotides long. RefSeq names its product adducin 1-like protein hts (gene hts). The coding region runs from base 109 to 1623 and encodes 504 amino acids. NCBI's taxonomy places the organism in Eukaryota, Metazoa, Arthropoda, Insecta, Diptera, Culicidae. The transcript has 8 exons. Gene Ontology annotation, cellular component: plasma membrane; postsynaptic density; cytoskeleton. Gene Ontology annotation, molecular function: actin filament binding. The record is from RefSeq and is a predicted model, not a curated record.